CCUCUUUGCAUUAGGUGGUUUUAGCACAACUAAAAGCGGCGGUAACUGUGUAAAGUGAGAAAGCGUGUGAGACAUCGUAUCUAACUUCCAAUAUUAUAAAUUAGUUUUUGAUACAAUUAAGUACAAGUAUUUAGUCUCUUAUUUCGCUCCUUGAAAUACAGUUUUUCUCAUAUAAAAGAAAUGGAGGGAAACAAAGAAAAGAUUGGUAAAGGAAGAGGAGCUCUCCUUUUAAAAUUAAUAAAGGAGAAGGACAAAGCUGAAAAGGAAAGUGCAGCACAAUCUACAUUAAGCACUUCUGGCAUACAUAGUCAAACACAGUCUACAUCAGCAACUAUUCCUACUGUGAUACCUAGCCAAACACAAUCUGCUGUUCCAUCCACUGUUGGAAGACACAUGAUCUCAGCAAGUUCUUCUACAGUGGGCUGUGACAGAAGUAGUUUAUUAAAUGUAAUAAAAGGAAUGAGACCUACAGAAGUACCAAGCCCUAAACCAGCUCCACCAAAUAUAGGCAGAGGAUCCUUAUUAAGCCGAAUUAGAACCACUGCGGCUGUUGAACAGCCUCAACAGUCAAAAGUUUCUGGACCACCUCCUACUGAUGAGGGUGUAAUAGGCAAAUUAUCUGACAUUAAAUUACAUGAGCGUACAAGUAGUUCUGAACCAUCAUAUCCAAAACCUCCACCUAUUUCUCGACAGGGAACAGGUGGAAAACCGAUACAACUAAGUGGCAACUAUAUAAAUCUCAAGUUAAAUCCAGAAAAAGGACUGUUUAACUAUGAAGUUAAAUUUAAUCCCGACAUAGAUUCAAGACCACUUCGCCGAAAACUUCUUAAUCAACAUUUACAAGCGCUUGGACGAACAAAAGUGUUUGAUGGAGUUACACUGUAUUUACCUCAAAAGUUAAAACAGGAUACAACUAUUUUUGAAUCUAUACAUCCGGUGGAUGGGUCAAAAGUAAUGUUAACAAUGAUAUACAAAAAAAAGCAAAGUAUGUCAGAAAACAUUCCAUUCUUCAAUGUUUUACUUGGCCGUGUUAUGCGAGCCCUUAGUUUAGUUCGCAUUGGCCAACAUAGCUUCAACCCAAAGGGAAUACAUUCUGUGCCACAACAUAAAUUAGAAGUGUGGCCCGGUUAUGUCACAGCCAUCAAUGAAUAUGAGGGUGGUUUAAAAUUAUGUAUAGAUGCACGUCAUCGUGUUAUGCGUACGGAAACAGUACGUGACAUGAUGAUUACAUUUGGAAAUAAACCAAAUUUUAAGGAUGCUAUUACAAGGGAGUUAAUUGGUCUAUCGGUUUUUACAAAAUACAAUAAUAAAACUUACCGUGUCGAUGAUAUAGCGUGGGAUAAGAAUCCAACGUACACGUUUGAUAAGGGAGGCAAUAAAAUAACAUUACUAAAUUAUUAUAAAUAUCAUUGGAAUUUAGAAAUAAAGGAUACAAAGCAGCCGCUUUUGGUUCACAAUGGUAAAACUAAAUUACCUACGGGUGAAACACGAGAACAAUUGAUAUUGUUGGUUCCUGAAUUAUGUCAUACAGCAAGUUUGAGCGAUAGUAUUCGUUCAGAUUUUAGAGUAAUGAAAGAUCUUGAUGCGUUAACUAAAAUGACUCCUAAUGCUCGACGCGAUGUAUUUAGACAUUUUGUGCAAGAAAUACAAAAUAACGAUAUACCGCGGGAGAUUUUAGCUGAAUGGGGGUUGCAAUUAGAACCUGAUUUAGCAGAAUUUAAAGGUAGAGUUUUUGAACCCGAGACUAUUAUGUUCGGUAAAGACUGCAAGUAUUGGUCCGAUACGAAACCAGCGGAAUGGAGUUCUGCUGCGUGUAGAAAUCCUUCACUGAGGACUCUUAAUUUAAAUAGUUGGUUCGUCUUGCAUUGUCAAAGAGAUUCAAAAUGCGCACUGGAGUUUGUUCAAAUGUUGAAAAAUGUUACUAAAGUCAUGGGCAUAUGUGUUAGAGAACCACAAUUAAUAUCUCUGAGAGAUGACAGAAUUGAAACGUUUUUACAAGCAUUACGAAAUAACAUACGAGAACAUGUCAACUUGAUGGUGAUCGUACUUCCAAGUAAUCGAACCGAUAGGUAUUCUGCAAUAAAAAGAGUGUGCUGCGUCGAAAUGCCUGUACCUUCCCAAGUAAUAAUAUCCCGAACUAUUUGUCGGGCUGACAAAUUAAAAAGCAUAACAGAAAAAAUUGCGCUACAAAUUAAUUGUAAACUAGGUGGAGCACUUUGGGCAUUGGCCAUACCAAUGGAUAAUUGCAUGAUAUGUGGGAUAGAUGUGUAUCAUGCAGGCAUUGGCCAGUCAACAAAAGGUAGCGUUGCGGGUUUUGUAGCAAGUCUAGACAAAUUAUUAACAACUUGGCACAGUAAAAUUUGUCUACAAGGUCAACAUCAAGAAUUAAUAGAUAUGCUGCAAAUCUGCAUGAUUUCGGCACUAAAAGCUUACCACAAACAUAACCAACAUUAUCCAGAUCGCAUUAUUGUAUAUCGCGAUGGUGUUGGAGACGGUCAAAUAGAAACAGUUGCUAAAUACGAAGUAAAACAAUUGUUGGCUAUAUUGAAAAAUAUAGAACCGAAUUACCAGCCAACGUUAACUGUUAUAAUAGUUCAAAAACGCAUUACUACGCGAUUAUUUGCAAAAUUGCCAAUGGGAUUGGAAAAUCCUCCACCAGGAACAAUCGUAGAUUCCUAUAUAACGAAACCUUAUCUCUACGAUUUUUAUUUAGUCUCUCAAAACAUACGCCAGGGUACAGUGUCACCGACGCAUUAUAUCGUUGCUUACGACAAUAAAAAUAUGAAACCAGAACAUUUACAACGAUUAACGUAUAAGCUGUGCCACUUAUAUUAUAAUUGGCCAGGUACCAUAAAAGUUCCUGCUCCAUGUCAGUAUGCACACAAAUUAGUAUCUCUUGUUGGACAAAACAUACAGUUGGAACCGCAUCAAUCGCUUUCUAAUAUACUCUAUUACUUGUAAGUUAUUUCAAUCUAUGACUGAUUUAUCUUUCUAAAAUAUUGACUGCAUUUAGAUGUAAGUAUGUAUAGUUAUCUAUACCGACGUAAGAUUUUCAUAAUUCACUUUUUUAUAGUUUCGAAAAGUAUUAUAAGUAAAUAGACAAAGUUACAUUUUUUUUGUAAGAUGUAAGUGAAGCAAUUUUUAAGUUCAUACCACAUAAUUAUGUAUAAGUAAAUUUGUUGUUCUUUGAAAAAAAAUAAAUACUUAUAUUUUUUCAUAAAUACAACAGUUACAAUUAAUUACUUGGAUUUGACUUAUCACUAUUUUUUAAGUGAUAACAUUCGGUACAAUAAUUACUAAUAAUUAAGCUAAUGGUUUAAGUAAUUCCUAGAUCAUUAAGCACACAGAGUAUGAAUCACAUGGAAAAGAUUUCAGAAUUGGACGAGUACGAACUCUGGACCUUGUGCAUGAAUAUCAAAUAUUUCAACUACUUUGUGAAACACAUACUUCACCUUAAUUUACAUAUUAUAACAGGACCAAUGAAUUACACGAAUAACGUUUAUCUGCGGCCUUUGAUAUCAUGCAAAUUUAACCAUGACUAUGUUUACUUUGCGAGUUGUGCAACAUUAUGCAUCACUUUUUAUUAGAAACUAUAUUUUCUCCUUUAGCACUGUUCAAAACGAUUAGUAUGGCCGAUUAGUGGAGAGGAAUUUAUUUAUGUGCUUACGUAUGUGUUUACAAACGACCCUGCCGAUGAGGAUCCAAUACCCAGAACGACGCGAGCGAAAUGCGUGUAUCCAUAGUCGUCCACCUUGACUUGAAAGCACGCAUACGUGUUCGUGCAAGCGCAUGUCUCUAUACAUAUUAUGACGCUCUAUGUCAGUGUGAGACAUUAAAGGAAGCAGUGGCGUAAUAAAAAUUGUAAUGACAAAAAUUCAUAUCAUUACUCAAACAUUAUUAUACACAUUUUCAAUUAUAAAAAUAUUUUUUAUAUCAUUCAUCAUGUAAUUUUCACGUAACUGUUAUCCCUAAUAGUAUUAAGUUAUUUUUAAUUAUAAAAGGUGAAACAACUAUGAAUUUGCAAGAAAUUUUAUAAGCAAGAUACGUAAGUUCACUUAGUAUAUAUGUAUACAGCUGCGGUGAAACUAAAUCACUGGUUACUUAGAUUUUUGUAAGAGGAUGUAGCGCAAGCCGGACGACUUCCGAAAGGAUACACCGCAUUGCGGUGUUUAGUCGGCAGGAUAGUUACGCCACUGCAAAAGAGACAACCGCAUGUGUAUGUAAAUACGUACAUACGUACGUACAUACAUACGUACGGAUGUGUAUUUACGGUCGUGGCGUAUCGCGUAUCGAGUCGCCGCCGUCGCCGCCAUUCGAGCGGUUAGCGCCUGCGUACAUCUUGUUUACAACUGCGGAGCUUACCAUACACAUGACCUUUACAAUAUGGACAUGAGCGCCUAUUUAGCUGUCUAGGCGUGCGACGGAAAAAAGUUCAAGAUACGUGCGUGUCGUUUGUGAACAUUAAUGUGUACCGAGGAAACGACAAAAUUAAGUGAUCUUUAACUUGGUUAUUCAAGAAAAACAGUUAGAGUACACAACUUGGUGAUCACAAGUGACGCGAUAUUUGUCGUUCGCACGCGGGCGGUAGGGGGAAGAGAGGGAUGGUGGGUACGAAGGGAGAUCCGAAUUUUUCACCUCGAGCAGAUGUGAUUGUCGCGAACAGAUUUUGCCUGUUUCCAAACAGGAGUUUGUGCCCAGGACAUGCCGUGCACGUUGGCGUAGUGUUGUUAACCGCAUCGUGAACUCCAUUCGCGUGUUUCCGUAAAGUGCUCGAUAUAUAAGGGGUGUGAGAAGAGAAGUGCGUUCUCUCAUCGACCUGGAAUGCUGCCGUGUUUUGAUGUGCCUACUAUUGCGCAUGAAAAAAUCGUACUGCCCUUGACAAUAGCCUAUUUACCCGAAGCAGGCCACCUUUAUACCGCGCUAACCAGCUAUAAGAGGGGUUCAACCACCCACCUGCGUGUGUAUCGCCCGUUCCUCUCUUUUUCUCUACCUCUCUACGUAUUUCCUCUAAACGUACGAGCGAACGGCCACGGAACGUGCGCGCGCGCGCGCGAA
Molecule: messenger RNA, 5055 nt
Organism: Osmia lignaria (orchard mason bee)
Lineage: Eukaryota; Metazoa; Arthropoda; Insecta; Hymenoptera; Megachilidae
Gene: AGO3
Product: Argonaute 3
Molecular function (GO): protein binding; RNA binding
Source: RefSeq, a predicted model, not a curated record